Messenger RNA from Selaginella moellendorffii, 1524 nucleotides. RefSeq names its product polyubiquitin. The record is from RefSeq and is a predicted model, not a curated record. The transcript has a single exon. The coding region runs from base 45 to 1418 and encodes 457 amino acids. NCBI's taxonomy places the organism in Eukaryota, Viridiplantae, Streptophyta, Lycopodiopsida, Selaginellales, Selaginellaceae. Gene Ontology annotation, cellular component: cytoplasm; nucleus. Gene Ontology annotation, molecular function: ubiquitin protein ligase binding; protein tag activity. Gene Ontology annotation, biological process: protein ubiquitination; modification-dependent protein catabolic process.
GAUUCAUUUUUUAGGGUUUCUUUGAUUCUUUGAUUUUUAGAACGAUGCAGAUCUUUGUGAAGACUCUCACCGGCAAGACGAUCACGCUCGAGGUCGAGAGCUCCGACACGAUCGAUAAUGUUAAGUCGAAGAUCCAGGAUAAGGAGGGAAUUCCUCCGGACCAGCAGCGAUUGAUCUUUGCCGGCAAGCAGCUCGAGGAGGGGCGCACGCUCGCGGAUUACAACAUCCAGAAGGAGUCGACCUUGCAUCUGGUGCUGCGCCUUCGAGGAGGUAUGCAAAUUUUCGUCAAGACCCUAACGGGGAAGACGAUUACGCUCGAGGUGGAGAGCUCCGACACGAUCGACAACGUUAAGACCAAGAUCCAGGACAAGGAAGGCAUCCCUCCGGACCAGCAGCGAUUGAUCUUUGCCGGCAAGCAGCUAGAAGAUGGCCGGACUCUUGCCGACUACAACAUCCAAAAGGAAUCCACGCUCCAUUUGGUCCUUCGUCUUCGCGGGGGUAUGCAAAUCUUCGUCAAGACCUUGACGGGGAAGACGAUCACGCUCGAGGUGGAGAGCUCCGACACAAUUGACAACGUUAAGACGAAGAUCCAGGACAAGGAAGGCAUCCCUCCGGACCAGCAGCGAUUGAUCUUUGCCGGCAAGCAGCUGGAAGAUGGCCGGACUCUGGCCGACUACAACAUCCAAAAGGAAUCCACGCUCCAUUUGGUCCUUCGUCUUCGCGGGGGUAUGCAAAUCUUCGUCAAGACCUUGACGGGGAAGACGAUCACGCUCGAGGUGGAGAGCUCCGACACAAUUGACAACGUGAAGACCAAGAUCCAGGACAAGGAAGGUAUCCCCCCGGACCAGCAGCGUUUGAUCUUUGCGGGCAAGCAGCUAGAAGAUGGCCGGACUCUGGCCGACUACAACAUCCAGAAGGAGUCGACGCUCCAUUUGGUCCUUCGCCUUCGUGGAGGUAUGCAAAUUUUCGUCAAGACCCUCACAGGGAAGACGAUCACCUUGGAGGUGGAGAGCUCGGACACGAUCGACAACGUGAAGACCAAGAUCCAGGACAAGGAAGGCAUCCCCCCGGACCAGCAGCGAUUGAUCUUCGCAGGCAAGCAGCUUGAGGACGGCCGCACUCUUGCGGACUACAACAUCCAGAAGGAGUCUACGCUUCAUCUGGUUUUGCGUCUCCGUGGUGGCAUGCAAAUCUUCGUGAAGACUCUCACUGGCAAGACGAUCACCUUGGAGGUGGAGAGCUCCGACACGAUUGACAACGUUAAGACCAAGAUCCAGGACAAGGAGGGCAUUCCACCGGACCAGCAGAGGCUCAUCUUCGCUGGCAAGCAGCUCGAGGAUGGCCGGACUCUUGCUGAUUACAACAUCCAGAAGGAGUCGACGCUCCAUUUGGUUCUGCGUCUUCGUGGAGGGCAGUGAAAAGUUUGCUUGUAUUCACAAUUCCUUGACUGAUUUGAGCAAGGAAGUAGAAUAAACUAGAUUUCUUCUACACGAAUUCUUGAAUGGAAGGACAAGCUUGAUUUUA